Molecule: messenger RNA, 1431 nt
Organism: Canariomyces notabilis
Lineage: Eukaryota; Fungi; Ascomycota; Sordariomycetes; Sordariales; Chaetomiaceae
Exons: 3
Coding region: 264-1190 (308 amino acids)
Source: RefSeq, a predicted model, not a curated record
CCAGUUUCGCAUCUACCAUUUGAAUACUCGGUGUGGAAGAGGCUCGUGAAGUUGCUCCACGUACACCGGAGCAUUACGCGGACCAUCUCCCGACGAGUUGCCCGAUUCUCAGCGGUUCGGUACACCUGCCCAAACACCGGUCUCUAUACUAUCUGUAAGUGGUAUUGACAUUAGUGAUAUUACCCGUCACACAGGCUCUCCCCGCAGGGCUCACUCCCCAAGAAGCUGGACUCACAACACACUGGACAGCGUAUACUUUGAGGAUGUCUGCGGCCCUGCCAGACGAUCUGGCAAUGUCCCUGAUUUUCAUCCCCGAAAGCGGAAGGACAUACGCGGUAAUAUAUGGAUGCAACAACAAGCAGAUGAGGACCAUUGAAACAAGGAUACGUGCCGCAGAAGACACAACCGAUCACCACCUUCUCCUGCCGGGGGUAUUUGCAGAGCUCGAGCGCGAGAGGCUAUUGGGCCUGGUAGAAGACUUGGUGGAUAGGUUCACGUUGGCAUCUGACAUAUUCAAGAAUAGCAGAUGGGACCAAGACGGCAAAAAGAUGCAGGACUAUCUCUCCAUCUGCCUGCAAUGCCGCAGCUUGAUGCACCACAUCCAUGCCGUCAAGCGGCAGCUCCGUGCAUUCAUCGACGAGGUCGACACGCUACAAAGGGAAUGGGAGCUUACCCCCCCAGCCUGCCAUAGAGACACGGACAAGCGACAGAGAGUUUUAGCCACGGGACAACGGAUCAAGCGGAGAUUGCAGGAUAUAGUGGACGAGUACGAUGACAAGAUCGACCAGUGCGAGACCAUGACCCAGGAUCUGUCACUCGCUAUGCAAACGGGCUGGAACCAAACUGCGAGAGAGGACUCAGCUACAAACACCAAAAUGGCCAAAGUCAACGCCUUCAUUGCCUUCGAGACCAAGCGUGAGAGCUCCCAGAUGAGAUCCAUCGCUCUGCUGGGCAUGAUCUACCUCCCCGUCUCGUGUGUGGCCUCUAUCUUCUCAACCUCGCUCUUUGAUUUCCAUCCUGGCUCCGGCGAUACCGUCAUUUCACCCUACAUUUGGAUCCUCGUUGUCCUCUCAGUUGCAUUGACGGCUGUCACGGUCUUGAUCUGGCAUUUCGCUACAAAUCGCGAUCACAGGAAGGACACUAAGCGGACAGGGAGUUUUGGAAUCAACUUUGACGACCAUAUGGUGUGAGCUCCGAUGUGCUUCCCUUGGUUGCCGAGUGAGGUGAUACCUUCUGAGCGGAGAACCUAGUGAUGGGAUAAGUGUUACUGUAAGAUUCACAAGUUCCAGUUCUGGAACUCUAGACAAGGUCAAGUGUCUGGUACCUGGUAUUCAAGGUUAGGAACUUAUUGUUGAGGCCCGGACAAUACUAGUAGCAGUGCCUUACAUGCGAUCUGUGAACCUGUCCUACCAUGCAUCAUCAAAGUAAAUC